AUGGCUCCUCAAACGUACGAUCCGCACACUCGACCUCAUAUUCUUACUAACAUUCUUUCUGAGAACAACAAGAAAGCGGACCUUGACCAGAAGAAGCCCACCGGGGGAGCCGCGCGUUGCUGUUUCCUCGAGCUACCUCCUGAGCUUCGCAACCGCAUCUAUCACUUUGCUCAAGAGAUUCACUUUCACCCACAUGGCGAGGUACCCCCGCUUCUCGUCAAGACCACCAAAGCAACAGUUCUGCAACAACCCUACAGCGCACGCAAGUUCUUUGCCCUUACACAGGCUUGCAAGCAAAUACGUUCAGAGUUUCGUCCCUUGUGGCUACGCAAAUCCGCACUCCGUAUCGAGAUGAAGAACGUCCGCCCCUUCAUCACGACAUACUAUCCGAAGACCGAAGAGUACAAGAACGCUCCCAGUCUUCUAAUGGUUUCAUGGGAUCAUGGAGAUGGCGAAGACGACGACGUUCUGUCUGAUGUCACACUUUUGUGCCACUUACGUGCGCACUCCCCAACCUUCACCGCCGAGUUUGUAUCGCGUAGACUGGUGGAUUUUGACCUACCAAACGUUGAUUGUUGGGACUGUGGACACAGCAUUCAUUGUGACUGUGGCAUCGAUUGCGAACACGAGGAUGCUCGCGACGAGGCCAUAUGCGAUUUGAUAGGCGAUCACUUCUACCUCAGAAUAGUGAACAAAGUUCUCGCUAACAGUAGCGAGGCAUGGCUGAAAGGCGUUCGUGAAGAUACUCAGAAGGAUAUGAAAGUCGAGUUUACCUUCGAUACAGUCGAUCAACGUGCUACUAUCUACAUCCGUUUCCUUAAGGGUGGUGCUCCAGCGCUCUUCGACAAGAAAGACAUGUACAACACAGCCAUUCGCUAUCUUGAACAGAUGGGCAUGUUGGAUCUGGAACACCGCCAGGAUCUCGACUUCGUCGUUGGAGAAGCAACUGACAAGUACACGCGCCAUUUUUAUGGCUGCCAUUACGCGACUCCGACUUACAGCCAGAUCCACAUCUCCGGUCGCGAUCUCCAGUCCCCUGACAGCACGACAGCCAUGGGUUCUCAAGCUGUCUCUACAACUUGA
This is a messenger RNA of Cucurbitaria berberidis CBS 394.84, 1083 nucleotides long. RefSeq lists its product as uncharacterized. NCBI's taxonomy places the organism in Eukaryota, Fungi, Ascomycota, Dothideomycetes, Pleosporales, Cucurbitariaceae. Gene Ontology annotation, molecular function: protein binding. Bases 1 to 1083 code for a protein of 360 amino acids. The record is from RefSeq and is a predicted model, not a curated record. The transcript is spliced from 3 exons.